This is a messenger RNA of Aspergillus ochraceoroseus IBT 24754, 1545 nucleotides long. Its product is annotated as H(+)-transporting V1 sector ATPase subunit C. Gene Ontology annotation, cellular component: vacuolar proton-transporting V-type ATPase, V1 domain. The record is from RefSeq and is a predicted model, not a curated record. Gene Ontology annotation, biological process: proton transmembrane transport. Gene Ontology annotation, molecular function: proton-transporting ATPase activity, rotational mechanism. The transcript is spliced from 5 exons. Bases 169 to 1344 code for a protein of 391 amino acids. Lineage: Eukaryota; Fungi; Ascomycota; Eurotiomycetes; Eurotiales; Aspergillaceae.
CAACGACCUCCCGCAGCUUCGGUGACACCUGGUAGAAGAAGAAGUACAUCGUCACCUCGCCCCGUCCAACCUGCCACGGCCCUCAUGUCCGCUUCCCCAAGCGCGGCAACUGGAUCUUCCAAUUUCUAACCUCGAAAUAUCCCCUCGUUUGCCCUCCUACCGCCCACCAUGUCCAAAUCAACCAAGUAUCUCCUCAUUUCUCUCCCCUCAUCCAUCACCCCCUCGCACCACCGCGACGAUGCCCUUGACGCCAUCACCACCACCGUCGCUCCAGAGAACGGAUCGGUAGCCCAGUUCCCGAUUCCAGAAUUCAAGAUCGGUACUCUCGAUGCUCUGGUGCAGCAAGCCGACGAACUUGCUAAGCUUGAGACUGCCUGCCAGGGUGUCGUGGGCAAGGUCAGCGAUGCGUUGAAGAAUAUCUUGGACGGAGAUGAGGCGCAGAUUGAGAAAAUGAAGGCCGUGAAUGAUAAACCUGCGGAUCAAUAUCUGCGCACCUUUUCUUGGAACAAAGUCAAGUAUCGUGCCGAUAAGCCGCUGGCAGAGAUAAUCGAUCUUCUCCAGAAGGAGGCAGCUAGCAUCGAUAAUGACGUCCGAUCGAAAUACUCUCAGUACAACCAGGUCAAAAAUACAUUGGCCACUCUCCAACGGAAGCAGACAGGAAACCUAUCCACCAAGUCCCUCGCCUCGGUAGUCGACCCCCGCACCAUUGUUCAAAACUCAGAGUACCUUGAGACACAUCUGGUCGCGGUCCCAGCCCAGCAAGUGAAGGAAUUUCUCAAGACCUAUGAGACUGUCGCACCCAUGGUAGUGCCUCGAUCGGCAAGCCUCGUGGCCUCGGAUGAUGAGUUUACCCUGUACGCCGUCACCGGAUUCAAAAAGCAUAGCGCAGAGUUCGUGCACAAGUGCCGUGAACAAAAGUGGAUCCCCCGCGACUUCAAGUACGUCGAAGGCGGGAGAGAGGAGGAACGUAAAGAGGUCGAGCGGGUCGGGGGCGACGAGCGCAAGCUCUGGGGCGAGACCCUCCGACUGGGACGGACGGCGUGGAGCGAGGCUGUCAUGGUAUGGAUGCACGUGCUUGUCCUGCGAGUGUUUGUGGAGACUGUGCUGCGGUACGGACUUCCGUUGGACUUUGUGUGCACGCUCAUUCGCGCCCCGAGUACAAAACAAGCCGACAAGGCCAAGUAUAACCUGGACGAGAAAUACUCGUACCUGGCCGGGAAUGCGUUCGGACGGGACAAGAAGGGCCGAGUCAAGAAAGAUGACCCGAACGAGAUGCAUGCCGGUGGCGAGGGCAGUGGAGCAGAGUAUACGCCGUACGUGUAUUAUGAAUUCGAGUUCAAUUAAGAUACUGGGGUUGGGUUGUAUUUGUUGAUAUUUAAUUCUACCACUUGGAUGGUUCGUUGAAUACCUGCAUUGAUGUUGGUAGCGUACAUAGCUUUGAACCGGUUUUCUUUCUCCUUUCACUACUUUGAAACCUUUAUGCCAGCAAAUAUAUAGAGUAUAUGAAUUUCGUACGUGUUUAUUGUAUGCACAAACAUAGAUAGG